AUGAAUGUCAUAAAUGGUUUAAACUUGUCCAGCGCAAACUAUCACAAAGCCGUGGAGUUACUAGUAAAUCGCUUUGGGAAAACACACAAGAUUGUGAACGCUUGUAUGAAAGCUCUUUUAGAUUUGCCAGCACCCUCAUACACAUUAGAUAGUAUCCGUAAUUUUUCGGAUAAGUCAGAGGUUUAUAUCCGUGGACUAGAAUCUUUAGGACAGUGCCAAGAUACGUAUGGUUCCCUGUUAAUCCCAGUUAUGCUUGGUAAGCUCCCUAUUACCGUAAAAAGUAAUAUCACAAGAGAAAACGGAAACGACGACUGGACUCUAGGAAAUCUUAGAAAGGCAAUACAACGUGAAAUAUUGAUUCAAGAAGCUAGCACUAAUGAUAGUGCGUCUAAUGAUAUACCUACCGCAAGUUUCCAUGCCGGCAUUGGUAAGAAAAAUGGGAAUUACGUAAAUAAAUCAAAGUUUAAAAACUAUUCUCAAAGUAAAAUGUGCAUUUAUUGCAAUGAUCAACAUUUCCCUGCAGAAUGUAAAAAGUUCACCGACAGCAAAUCAAGAAUGGAUAUUGUUAAGAAGAGAAACCUAUGUUUCAAUUGUUUGGGUAACCAUAAAAUAUCAGAAUGUAGGUCGAAGAACACAUGCCGUACAUGUAAACGUAAACACCACACUAGUUUAUGCCAUGAAACUUCAAGUCAAAAUUUACAGAGUCAGAAUAUUACAAGUAAUACAGAAAACGGCACGCCAAUCAUGCACACAUCUGCUAAACAGGAAAACUCGACCGUCUUCUUGAAAACAGCAAUCGCUCCAAUAUGGUCACAGAAUCAGUACGCCGACGCUCACAUCCUUUUCGACGAAGGAGCGCAACGAUCAUUUAUUACACAGGAAAUAGCCGACAAGUUGAACGUCAAGCCAGACGGAAAAGAAACCCUCAACAUAUCCGCCUUCGGAAAUUCGGACAAGAACGUUCGUCACAUGAAUAAAGCCACAGUGUUUUUAGAAGCAGACUCAGGAGAGAAAAUACCUUUACAGGUAUUGAUUGUACCUACCAUAGCAGCGCCGAUUCAGAAUAACCGCAGGUACAUUUCGCAACAACUUCAUUAUUUGAAAGGACUAAAACUAGCCCACCCGUUAUCAGAGGAUAAUAGAUUUGAAAUUUCGUUACUCAUUGGAGCAGACCACUACUGGGAUGUAAUGGAGGAUGAUAUCGUUCGAGGCGACGGACCGACAGCGAUGAGCUCCAAGAUAGGAUAUUUGUUAUCUGGACCACUUACAUGUACAAGAGGACAACGCAAUUCACACAAAAGAGGACUAUGA
Mytilus trossulus (common blue mussel) is the source of this 1311-nucleotide messenger RNA. RefSeq lists its product as uncharacterized. The coding region runs from base 1 to 1311 and encodes 436 amino acids. The transcript has a single exon. NCBI's taxonomy places the organism in Eukaryota, Metazoa, Mollusca, Bivalvia, Mytilida, Mytilidae. The record is from RefSeq and is a predicted model, not a curated record.